AUGGGGUGCAGCUCGUCACGCUCUGCGGAUGUUGGUGGCCGGCACAUCAUUGUCCAUGCCGCACCACUUCAUCGUGACCACGAAGCGAAAUCGGCCAAUGCCGUUUCGCCAAACCCAUGCCUCGCGGCUGCCGAGUCAACGCUGACCAGUCUCACCAUCGUCAUUAGCUUUGGCCCCGACGAGGCCAGGUACGAGCUAGCAUCAGAAGUCGAUGCGCUACAUGACAUCGUUGCCGAGCGCAAUGCCGAAUCUGGCGCCUGGUUCUUCCAGGGUCGCAUCACGCCACUGGGCGUCAUCGCUGCCCUCGCUGUUCUUCAUCCCGACCUCGACAUCAACCUCGGCACCGAGUGGUGCCUACACUCAGCGGGGGGAUGGCGGCAACAGGCGAUGCAGGCAGUCACAAACUGCAAUGACAUUCACGUUGGCGCGGCUGACGUCGAGCUGCCAUCUCCCGAGCCGGUCGCCGCCGUCAUCUCUGCUGGUGGAUGGGGGAGUUGCGCCGAGCAAGGGUGGCGCCUCUCGCUCAACGGCAUGGAGAUGCAUGGCGUUCACAAGGCCGCGACCUGUCGGUCGGUCAUGCCUGGUGAUGUGCUCGAACUCGCCCUUGUGCCGCGGGCGGCCCUGUCUGUCGUCCGCUUCAGCACUCGCCCAACCCGGGCCGACAUCAUCACCGCCAUCCAGCCCAAUCUGGCAAGUACCCGUACAGAGAGCACUUCAGCUGGCUUGCUCACGCCGUCGCCGCGGAAGCACUCGGACAUAGUUGUUGCUCAGCGCCCUCGCGUCAUCCUCCGCAUUGCCGUGGCAGGGGUACACCCGACUGCCGCCAUGGGCUGUGGCUCGUCACGCAAGCCGCAGCUGCCUGCCUCACCCAAGCGGCAACUGCCCAAGCACUACUACUCCACGGUGCAGCGCGGGUAUGCCCUCGAAGUCCUCCUCUCGCCUUCCUCCACGCCCGUCUCCUUUGCCCUCGCGCCGUCGUCGGCCAACCUCGCACCACCACCGGCAGCCACCGCAGUCACUGCGGCGGGUGGCUCUGCCAGCCUCCUCUCCGGAGACACGCACGGCUCACCAGGCUCACCAAGAUCACCGGGCUUGUCAUCGUCUCCGAAGAGCACAACAACAUCAAUGGAGCGGGUCGACUCGUCCGAGUCCUCGCUCGCCUCGUGGGUCUCCACCCCCCGGUCAAAGCUCUCGGUCACUGAGCUCUUUACUUGCCUCAACAUGGCCCAUCCGGAGCUCCAGUUGCUAGAGGCACCGGCAGAAGCGGAAGGCCGCCGAUUCUCGGCCGUCGUCUCGGUCAUGGGCCAUGCUGCCGACAACUACCACGCAUGGUGGCUCCGCGUCAAUGGCUCCUUUGUCCACAAGUUCUUCCUCGUUGACGGCUCGGUCAUUCCGGACGACGUCAUCGAGCUCGUCCGCGUCCGCCUCGACAACCCGCUCCUCCAGCAGCCGACCGCCACAACAGGCCAUCGCUCCUGAUCCCACCCGCCACCUUCCACACCAUCUGCCUUUGCCCCGAGCUUGGUGACUGUCACCACUCGCACCCGCUGGCUCCCGGUGCUCUACUCAUCCCUGGUCUCUGCCACCCCAAUCACACCCACACCCUCUUGUCAGGAACCAGGCCAUGAUCGGUCCUCCCCUAUUUACCGCACUCCUUCAACUCCAUCCCCUCCAUCCCAUCCUCUGUAAACUCGUCCUCCAAGUC
This is a messenger RNA of Thecamonas trahens ATCC 50062, 1705 nucleotides long. RefSeq lists its product as uncharacterized. Bases 1 to 1479 code for a protein of 492 amino acids. NCBI's taxonomy places the organism in Eukaryota, Apusomonadida, Apusomonadidae. The record is from RefSeq and is a predicted model, not a curated record. The transcript is spliced from 2 exons.